AAAUGAAAAAAGAUGUUUUAUUGAAUACUACUAUUAUUCUAUAAAUCGAUCAACUGCCAUAAACAAUACUACUAUAAAUAGAUCAACUGCCAUAAACAAUACAAGAACCAAGCUAGCCAAGUUGUGGAGAUAGAGAAAAAUGCCAUCUUCAAAAUUAUUUGAUGGGCAAGAAUUAUCCCAAGAAUGCCAAGAUUUCAUCUCCACUGUACCCAAGGAGGAAUCAAUCACACUGCAGCCUCUGUACCAAUACCAAGGUUUCUGGCACAAUGACAAAUGCCUUCUCGCUUUGAUCUCGGCUCAAAAACAUUUCCAGGCUCAAGAUUCCGACGUCUUUGUUGUUUCCAAUCCGAAAUGCGGCACCACAUGGCUCAAAUCACUCACUUUCGCCUUACUAUACCGUAAACAACACCCCGUCACAGCCCAAAACCACCCUCUUCUCAGCAGCAAUGCUCAUGAUCUUGUACCCUACAUAGACAUGAACCUCUUCAUCGAUAACAAAAUCCCAGACAUGGAAUCCUUUCCCUCCCCGCGCCUCUUAGCCACUCACAUGCCUUACGUUUCCCUCCCCGACUCCAUCAAGAAAAACUCCAAAUGCAAGCUUGUCUACGUCUCCAGGGAUCCCAAGGACGCUUUCGUCUCCCUUUGGCACCACGGCUGUAAGGCAGGGCUUCACGACCCGAAGAGCUCCAUGGAAGAGGCGUUUGAGGAUUACUGCAACGGAAUCUCCUUUUACGGACCAGUUUGGGAUCAUGUUCUACAAUAUUGGAACCAGAGCUUGUUGAAUCCACAGACAACUUUGUUCCUCAAGUACGAGGAUAUGAAGGUGCACCCAGCCCUUCAUCUGCGCCGCCUGGCUGACUUCUUAGGCUGCCCCUUCUCCGCGGAGGAAGAGGAGUCUGGGGUGGUGGAUCAGAUCUUGAAUCUCUGCAGCUUUGACCAUCUCACCGGGCUUCAAGUUAACAAGACUGGGGUAUCCAAAUGGGGGGUUGAUAAUAAUGUCUUUUUUCGGAGGGGUCAAGUUGGAGAUGCCAAGAAUUAUUUGUCUGAGGAGAUGAUUAACAAAAUCGAUGGAAUCACCCGAGAUAGGUUUUCUGGAUCAGGGUUGCUAUAUUAG
Molecule: messenger RNA, 1114 nt
Organism: Salvia hispanica
Lineage: Eukaryota; Viridiplantae; Streptophyta; Magnoliopsida; Lamiales; Lamiaceae
Source: RefSeq, a predicted model, not a curated record